UUCGACGAUUCUACAAAAUGAAAAUGACAUUCUGUCUGUCUGUUUUCAACAUGGCAGGUGGUUAGCUUAGUGUGUUUUAUUUAUUUAUAAUAAUAUUUGUAAUGUUUUACUAAUUGUGGGUUUGGUUGUGCUGUUUUUAAACUAAUUAUUAUAAGUGAUUAUUCCCUUACAAUACAGUCUGACUAUAUUGUAUGCGAUGUCGUGUUGAGAUAAAAUGAAAACCAUAUCUCCGGACUCGGAUUACACUGAUGUGCUGCAAGAAUCUGACAUUUCAAGCAAACGAUUUACGGAUUACGAUAGAAAUGAAGGUACGAAAAACAAGCAUGAUCAGAACUCUACAUUAACGUCAAAAGUAAUUUCCAAAGAAUCUGAAAAUCUCAUUAUUUGCAACGCUGACUUAGCAACCAGUCUCCAUUCAGCGAGAAGUCGAACAACGAUCACUCCAGGUCUUUAUUUACAAAAAGUUUUCUUGAACAAUAUUUCUGAAAAAUUGAAAAGUCAAAGUUUACCGACCUGUGCUCAAGAUAAAAGCUAUGGAGAGUUACAUAACAGAGAUGAUUGUCAAGAGGAACUGUUGAAAUGCUGUAAUACUUUGAAUAAGGAUUUUAUAGAGAAUGGUGAUUUGAAUGGAACGAGUGAUUCAUGGUUUAAAACCUGGCCAGAAAGGGGGAAUGACAAGUGUAUAGUUAGGUCAAAAUUGGAUCAAAAUUACCAAAUUGGUAACAUUACUGAUCCGCUGGCGGAUUCUAGCCUUGAAGAACAUAACCAAAAAAACAAACCAUGUAAUAAAAUUUCAAACUCUUGCUGCCAUAAAAAUGACAAGAAUUCCUGUAACUCCCAUUCAAAAGUAAAUGGCCAAAUUACUGCCGAUACGUCUAUUAAAUGUGGAAAUAGUAAAUUUAGUGAAACAUCACAUCAAGAACCAUCAAUAAUUGACCAAGAAACUGUAAAUAAGCCUAACAAACCACUGCAUGUAAAUAAAGUUUUAGAAAGUGUACCCUUUGGCUACAGUCCCAUCACAAAGCAACUCCAUAUUAUCAAGAAACCUCCAAAUUCAAAUGCUGAUGAUAAAAAUAGAAACAUUUCGAAGAAUCAGGAGAAUUGUAAUAGCAAUACAAACGUAAAUCUGGAAGAGACUAACAAAAAUUAUACAAGUGAAGCGAAUAAUUUGACUCGCGUUGCAACUGAAGCCAGUUCGUUUUCUAGUACUGUUUCAAGUUUGAGCGAUGUAUCACCUUCAACAAACGAUGAUUCUGCAUUGGGAAGUCUUUUGGGAGUGGAGAAUGAUAAUUGUUCUCUUGCAUCUAUUGGCGAGUGCAGCGUUUUAUCAGAGGAGUCAACCGGUGCAAAACCAAAAAAGAAGAGCUUGACUGGAUUUUUUAGCAGAAAUGUUUUCAACUGGAAGAGCUCUGGAUCGCAGUGUGGAGAUGACCACGUUGGAGCGGCCAAUAGCAAUGGCUGGAAACUGUUUGGUAGAAACUCUUCGCCCUCUCGGAGCUGUCAAAACAUCAAUCCCUGUGAGUCGGACGCCGGCAGUAUAGCGACGCCCGAUUCUCCGCGCAGUGUGAAGUCGUCGACGAGCAGCGUCGGCAGUGGGUGGAGGGGGGCGGGGCCAGGGGCGGUGGCGGGGCCAGGAGGGCGGUGCCACGAGAGCAUGGUGGUGAGUAGUGCGGCGCUCAUCCAGCUCGACCGCCCCGCAUCUCUGCCCGCCAAGAGUAACGAUGAACUGGAGAAGCACCGCAGCGAGUACCAAGCCAUGGUCGAAGCCGCUAGGAGAAAAGAACUGAAAGAGGCGAAGCACAGAAAAAGACAGUUGCAAGCUCAAUUGAGACUGGAAGAGCUGCAAGCACAGGCGGCUCGCACCUGGAACCAAGACAUCUUGCCAAAAUGGGAUACUAUGUUGAACAGCAGGAAAGCGAGAGAUCUGUGGUGGCAGGGUGUACCGCCCUGUGUUCGAGGCAGGGUCUGGAAAUUGGCCAUAGGCAACGAAUUGAAUCUCACACAUCAGUUGUACGACAUCUGCUGUUUAAGAGCUCAAGAUAUGUUGAGAACAGCAAGUGAGGGAAAUUACGAUAAAUCAACUGAAGACAAUAAAGAAUCGAGUGUACAACUCAUUCAGUUGGAUAUCAGCAGAACGUUCCCAAAUCUGUGCAUAUUCCAGCAGGGAGGUCCCUACUACGACAUGCUGCACUGCCUGCUGGGCGCAUACGUGUGCUACCGACCGGACGUCGGCUAUGUGCAAGGCAUGUCCUUCCUAGCGGCUGUGCUCAUCCUCAACAUGGACGUCGCCGACGCCUUUGUCUGCUUUGCCAACCUCCUCAAUCGGCCCUGUCACAUGGCCUUCUUCAGUCUCAAUCAAUCUCUGAUGCAAGCUUACUAUGCUGCAUACAACGAUCUUCUCUGUGAAAAUCUGCCGCAAAUCUACAUGCACUUCAAGGAUUCCAGCCUGACUCCAGACCUCUACCUGUUGGAUUGGAUAUACACAGUCUUCACUAAGGCUAUGAACCUCGAUCUUGCCUGUCGAGUUUGGGAUAUCUUUCUUAGGGAUGGAGAAGAGUUCAUUUUCAGAACUGCAUUAGGUGUUCUACACCUCUGCAAAGACACUCUGCUGGAAAUGGACUUCAUCCACGGCUCCAAGUACCUAACCAAGCUGCCCGAAGAUUUGCCAGCCGAUCAGCUGUUCAAGUCGAUUGCGUCUGUCAAGAUGACAGUCGGCAAGCAGUCAUUUGAAGAUCUAUUAGCAUUCCAUUCGCAAGCCUGAAAGGAGCUCUCUCCAUUAGUGUAGUGUUACUACGGUAUUUCUAAACGAAUUUUUAUACAUAAUGUAUUGUUGAUUGAUAGGCUGAAAUUUUCUCCAUCAUUUGUUUUCUAUUGAACAAAUAGGAGAUGCCUUUAAAUUUUGUUUUACAAUCAUUGUAUAUUUAACUUGACUUUUUUAUACUUCCCUUGAAUUUGCAAACUAUUUUUUAUCUGUACUGUACAUAAAAUUAGACUUUGCUCAAUUUGUAGAUCUGUUCACUAAUUUUUCCCUCAGCAAUAUAUUUCAGAGCUAAGUUUGUAACCAAUGAAAUUCAUGGAAAUUUUUUAAAAAUUAUAAUUUUGUGCCAUAUUGAAUCAAAUAGUGUCAGCAGCAUUCAUGUAAACUAAGCUCCGUCGAUAUGAUUUUUAGAUCAUCAAAUUUUAUGCAUCCCAAUAAACUUGUUUAGUUGUACUCUUUUUCUUAAUUGAGUUGAUGGCUCUCUAUCUCUCUCUUUGUGAUGGAGUAAACCCUUAUCUUGAAAAAUCCUUGAUGCGUUUAGUAUUAAUUAUUGUGUUAACACUGACAUCACAUUUUUAUUGGAAUGACUUGACUUAAUGUUUAACUUGUUGAACUGAUUUUAAAAUAUAAAAUAUUGCAGACUUGUAAAUCUAUUGCGUCCGUAUUUGUUUGAAUUGUACCAUAAAUAAUAUCAUGAAAAAUGUAAACUUGUCAUCUAACACUUGACCUACGGAUAUGAGAUCUAAAUGAUCAUUAUCCAAAGAAGAGAAAAUUCUUCAGUUGGAUGAAAUCCUUUCAAUCUACAAGGGAAUCAUAAAGUGUGUAAGCAUUCAAUAAAUGACCAGGUCAUCAUAAGAGAACUGUAAGGAUUCACCUCUCCUUCGUUUAUUCAAAUUAAAUGAAGUUUAUUAUUUGUGCUUAUAUACUGGACAUUGUAUUAAUUUCAAUGGUACUCCUAUUACACAUAAAAUGAUAAUUUUGUUACCCAAUACGUUUUUAUUGCUGGUCUAUUAUUUAAAAAAGGAACAAACUAUGCUAAAAAUAGAUUUUUGUGAUGCACUGAUAUUAAUUUUGAAUUGGUGUUUAGUAUUGAUUUUGAUCGUAAUCUAAUACCAUUAUUAUUGUUUGAUUUCAAAACCUUAUGAUUAUAAUAUUGCUUUAUAUAUCUUUAUCACUUUUAACUUUGUUGAAUAUAUUCAUUUUAAAAUUGGUUUUAUGAGAUAAACUUCUUCAGUUUAUAAUUUCAUAUAUUUAUAAUUAAUUUAUAAUGACGUAUUGGAUGGAAUAUCAUGUCAAUGAAAUAGAUAUUAUUACAUGAAAGAAUACUCCCAACUGGAUUGUGAUAGCUUUUAUUGAACUAUAAAUGUUAUUUAUUUAUUGAAAUGUUAUCUUGUAUAUUGUCACGUUAUUCUUUAAGAAAUUUAAAUACCUAUAUUCAUUUGUAAAUAUGAUUUGAAUGUUCAGUUUAAUGAUAAAGUUAUUUGUAAUUGAGAUGUUUAAAUGAUUGAAUUGAUAUAUUCAUCGUUCAAUUAAUUAUUAUUGUUGAAAGAAUAAAGAAUUCCGAUAGAAAAA
Nilaparvata lugens (brown planthopper) is the source of this 4330-nucleotide messenger RNA. Its product is annotated as TBC1 domain family member 14. Lineage: Eukaryota; Metazoa; Arthropoda; Insecta; Hemiptera; Delphacidae. The transcript is spliced from 9 exons. The record is from RefSeq and is a predicted model, not a curated record. Bases 215 to 2761 code for a protein of 848 amino acids.